Messenger RNA from Rotaria sp. Silwood1, 1434 nucleotides. The record is from the annotation of a GenBank genome assembly. NCBI's taxonomy places the organism in Eukaryota, Metazoa, Rotifera, Eurotatoria, Philodinida, Philodinidae.
AUGGAUCUAGAAAAUCAUACUCGUAAUGUUUGGAUUAUACUAGGAACUUUAUCAGGCGUAGGUAUGAUUGUUGCUGUCAUACAAACAUGGGCAUGGUUUUCAAAAUCAGGAAAAGAGGUCAUCGAUUUACCAACACUUGGUAAAUUUUUACUUCAUUUUCUUGAUAUUCUUUCUACUGUUAUUUUUCUUGUCAUGGCUGGUGUUUCAGUUUGGUGGUUAAUUUUUUUUAAAUCACAAGUUGAUAGUACAUUUGAAUCAAAGACAAAUUCACAACAAAAUAUAUUUAAAAUUCUAUUCAUUGUUUCAUUUAUACUGAAAACAGUCGAUAUUAUUCAUCUUAUUAUACAACAAACAACAAUAGAUAUUUUCUUUAUAGAUUGGGAAAGACCAAAAGCAGUUAAUUCGAAUACUGUCUCCGCUUGGCGAACAUGUUUUGUAGCUAAUGAAUUUAAUGAAAUUCAAACAUUUCGUCGUAUUCAUGUACCAUUUCAUCUUUUUUUUGCUUUAUUCUUGCUCAAAGUAAUCAAUCUAGAAAAUAUAGCUUUAGUUGAUACUAACAUUAUUCUCUUUCCAUCAUCACCUGCAGCUAAUUAUACUAUGGAAUAUGAUAGUGUUUUUCGUAUUGGUACUGCUUUUCUUGUAUUACUUGGAACGGCUUUUAUUCAAUAUUUUGUUUAUAUAAUUAUCUAUCAACGUUUAAUCGGAGAUAAAAUACUUAAUUUUGUUGAUUUAUGUUCUGUAUCGAAUAUAAGUGUUUUUAUUCUUGAUCAAAAUUAUCAUGGAUAUUAUAUUCAUGGUCGUUCACCACAUGGUAUAGCUGAUGUUAAUAUUAGAGAUAUGCUUAUGAAUUUAGAACGUGAAUCAAAAUCAAUGAGUAGUACACGAGGUUUACAAGCUAAUUCAACAGAACAAAUAUUUAUUAUGAAAAUUAAUAGAAUAUUUCGUGCACAAUAUGAUUUACUAUUUCGACAAUAUUAUGAUUAUAUUGGACCACGACGAACACGAAAAGAUAUGGAACGUUAUACAGAUAUGUUACUUCAAUCUUAUCAAAAUUUGAAUAAAUUUUUAUGUGCAUAUAUUGAUCGUUCAUUACCAACAUAUCAAUACUUUAUCCGAAAUCGAUAUCUUCUUGAAAAAAUUUUUAAUUAUGAAUUUCAAACUAGGAUAGGUUCUGGUUUAUCAACAAGUAUGGAUAAUAUAUUAUUUAUUGAUGAUGAAAAAGUUUUUACAAAAGUAUUAUUUUAUGGUAAAGAAAAUUCUUUAUUUAUUUGGAAUAUAAUUACUUUUCUCUUCAUGGAUUUUAUUUCUACAAAUUAUGUAUUAGCAGCUAUUAUUACCUUUCUACUUAAUUUAAUUGUAGUUGGCUUGCGUAAUUCAUUUGGUCGACGAAAUUUAUCUAAGAAAACCUUGAUUCCAAGGGAACUCUUGAUUUAA